Messenger RNA from Haliotis rufescens (red abalone), 2334 nucleotides. RefSeq lists its product as uncharacterized. NCBI's taxonomy places the organism in Eukaryota, Metazoa, Mollusca, Gastropoda, Lepetellida, Haliotidae. The transcript is spliced from 3 exons. Bases 1 to 2334 code for a protein of 777 amino acids. The record is from RefSeq and is a predicted model, not a curated record.
AUGUAUGACGCUUCAAGAGAAGUGCUGGGACCAGGAGAAUGUGUGUCCACUUCAGCAGAAGUGCUUGGACGAGGAGAAUGUGUGUCCACUUCAGCAGAAGUGCUGAGAAGAGGAGAAUAUGUGACGGUUCAGCAGAAGUGCUGGGACCAGGAGAAUGUGUGUCCGCUUCAGCAGAAGUGCUGGGACCAGGAGAAUGACGACCAUGGUUGGGAGUGUGAUCUGGAAGGUGGUCGUUGGGAGUGCGAACAUUCUGAACAGCAGACAGACGGUGGAGAAACAGCAGACAGACGGUGGAAAAACAGCAGACAGACGGUGGAGAAACAGCAGACAGACGGUGGAGAAACAGCAGACAGACGGUGGAGAAACAGCAGACAGAAGGUGGAGAAACAGCAGACAGACGGUGGAGAAACAGCAGACAGACGGUGGAGAAACAGCAGACAGACGGUGGAGAAACAGCAGACAGACGGUGGAGAAACAGCAGACAGAAGUUGGAGAAACAGCAGACAGAAGGUGGAGAAACAGCAGACAGGCGGUGGAGAAAAAGCAGACAGACGGUGGAGAAACAGCAGACAGAAGGUGGAGAAACAGCAGACAGACGGUGGAGAAACAGCAGACAGACGGUGGAGAAACAGCAGACAGAAGGUGGAGAAACAGCAGACAGACGGUGGAGAAACAGCAGACAGACGGUGGAGAAACAGCAGACAGAAGGUGGAGAAACAGCAGACAGAAGGUGGAGAAACAGCAGACAGAAGGUGGAGAAACAGCAGACAGACGGUGGAGAAACAGCAGACAGACGGUGGAGAAACAGCAGACAGACGGUGGAGAAACAGCAGACAGACGGUGGAGAAACAGCAGACAGACGGUGGAGAAACAGCAGACAGAAGGUGGAGAAACAGCAGACAGACGGUGGAGAAACAGCAGACAGACGGUGGAGAAACAGCAGACAGACGGUGGAGAAACAGCAGACAGACGGUGGAGAAACUGCAGACAGACGGUGGAGAAACAGCAGACAGACGGUGGAGAAACAGCAGACAGACGGUGGAGAAACAGCAGACAGACGGUGGAGAAACAGCAGACAGAAGGUGGAGAAACAGCAGACAGACGGUGGAGAAACAGCAGACAGACGGUGGAGAAACAGCAGACAGACGGUGGAGAAACAGCAGACAGACGGUGGAGAAACAGCAGACAGACGGUGGAGAAACAGCAGACAGACGGUGGAGAAACAGCAGACAGACGGUGGAGAAACAGCAGACAGACGGUGGAGAAACAGCAGACAGACGGUGGAGAAACAGCAGACAGACGGUGGAGAAACAGCAGACAGAAGGUGGAGAAACAGCAGACAGAAGGUGGAGAAACAGCAGACAGACGGUGGAGAAACAGCAGACAGAAGGUGGAGAAACAGCAGACAGACGGUGGAGAAACAGCAGACAGAAGGUGGAGAAACAGCAGACAGACGGUGGAGAAACAGCAGACAGACGGUGGAGAAACAGCAGACAGAAGGUGGAGAAACAGCAGACAGACGGUGGAGAAACAGCAGACAGACGGUGGAGAAACAGCAGACAGACGGUGGAGAAACAGCAGACAGACGGUGGAGAAACAGCAGACAGACGGUGGAGAAACAGCAGACAGAAGGUGGAGAAACAGCAGACAGACGGUGGAGAAACAGCAGACAGACGGUGGAGAAACAGCAGACAGAAGGUGGAGAAACAGCAGACAGAAGGUGGAGAAACAGCAGACAGACGGUGGAGAAACAGCAGACAGACGGUGGAGAAACAGCAGACAGACGGUGGAGAAACAGCAGACAGACGGUGGAGAAACAGCAGACAGACGGUGGAGAAACAGCAGACAGACGGUGGAGAAACAGCAGACAGACGGUGGAGAAACAGCAGACAGACGGUGGAGAAACAGCAGACAGAAGGUGGAGAAACAGCAGACAGACGGUGGAGAAACAGCAGACAGACGGUGGAGAAACAGCAGACAGAAGGUGGAGAAACAGCAGACAGAAGGUGGAGAAACAGCAGAGUAAAGAACAAUCUGGAAGUGACAGGGUCAAACAAAUGGUCGUUGGCCAACAUGUGGCACUGUGCGGGUGUGGUAAGGACAACGAGUGGACACGUGGAGUCCGUGACUCUCAAAUACAUCGACAUCAGCGUGACCCUCUACAACAUCUACAUCUACGUCUGCGUGACCCUCUACUACAUCUGCAUCAGCAUGACUCUCCACCACAUCUACAUCAGUGUAACCACUCACUACAUCUUCAUCAGCGUGAUCCUCUACUACAUCCAAAUCUACAAGAGAGCAGAGAUAUCUAAUAUAGCAUGCAUGAAAAAUUAA